Molecule: messenger RNA, 2242 nt
Organism: Helianthus annuus (common sunflower)
Lineage: Eukaryota; Viridiplantae; Streptophyta; Magnoliopsida; Asterales; Asteraceae
Product: serine/threonine-protein kinase 38
Exons: 12
Coding region: 251-1804 (517 amino acids)
Biological process (GO): intracellular signal transduction; peptidyl-serine phosphorylation
Molecular function (GO): ATP binding; protein serine/threonine kinase activity
Source: RefSeq, a predicted model, not a curated record
UCAACACAGCUGUCAUACAAAUAGCCGAUCUAGUUUUUGGGCUUUGCAUACCCCUUUACACACCAGAUUAAAACCCUACAGUCACAUUUACAUACAUACAUACAUACACACAUCACCUAUACAUACACUACACCUUACUUGAUGCUCCUCCUCCUGCUGAUGAGGUAAACCAUACCAAAAAGGGCUUCUUGAGGUUUCCAUUUUAGCUCUCAAAUUUCACAAACAAACAACACCCAGAUUCAAAAAAACAAUGGAACAAGGAGUGAAAGGGGGAGAUGAUGAAGUUCAAGGCUCAAGUUUGACCAUGGAGAAAGUGGCUGCUGCUAAACAAUUCAUAGAGAAUCACUACAAGACCCAGAUGAAGAACAUUCAAGAACGCAAAGAAAGGCGAUGGGUUUUGGAGAGGAAGUUGGCUUCUUCGGAUGUGCCGAAAGAGGAACAGAUUAAUCUGAUUAAGGAUUUAGAGAGAAAGGAAACCGAGUUUAUGCGACUUAAACGGAACAAAAUAUGCGUUGACGAUUUCGAACUGUUGACCAUCAUUGGAAGAGGCGCCUUUGGAGAGGUACGACUAUGCCGGGAGAAGAAAUCUGGCAAUAUUUAUGCAAUGAAGAAACUAAAGAAAUCAGAAAUGCUUGUUAGAGGACAGGUGGAACAUGUUAGGGCUGAGAGAAACUUGCUUGCAGAAGUGGCAAGCCACUGCAUAGUGAAACUAUACUACUCGUUUCAAGACACCGAGUAUUUGUACCUCAUUAUGGAAUACCUACCCGGUGGUGACAUGAUGACGUUACUAAUGAGAGAAGACACAUUGAAAGAAGACGUUGCUAAGUUUUAUAUAGCUCAAAGUGUUUUGGCUAUCGAGUCCAUUCACAAACAUAACUACAUUCACAGAGACAUAAAACCGGACAACCUUCUACUGGACAAAAACGGUCACAUGAAGCUUUCGGAUUUUGGCCUGUGCAAGCCACUUGAUUGUAGAACGUUAUCUACGUUAAACGAAAACGAAGCCAUGGUUGAUGAAAAUAUACGAGAACCGAUGGACAUUGAUGGCUUUCCCGAUGCUGAAAACGGACAUAGAUGGAAAAGUGCCCAUGAACAGCUUCAGCAUUGGCAGAUGAAUAGGAGAAAACUGGCGUUUUCAACGGUGGGCACACCGGAUUAUAUUGCUCCUGAAGUGCUGUUGAAGAAAGGAUACGGAAUGGAGUGUGACUGGUGGUCUUUAGGUGCAAUAAUGUAUGAAAUGCUUGUUGGAUAUCCUCCGUUUUACGCAGAUGAUCCAAUAACCACAUGCAGGAAGAUUGUUCAUUGGAAGAAUCAUCUUAGAUUUCCAGAAGACACAAUGUUGUCACCAGAAGCAAAGGAUCUCAUUUACAGGUUGCUUUGUGAUGUUGAACAUAGGCUCGGUACAUGCGGGCCUGACCAAAUAAAGGCACACCCGUGGUUCAAGGAUGUCGUGUGGGAUAAAUUAUAUGAAAUGGAAGCAGCUUUCAAACCCGAAGUCAACGGGGAACUAGACACCCAAAAUUUCAUGAAGUUUGACGAGUUGAACCCUCCAACUUCAGGAAGAACUGGUUCAGGACCCUCACGAAAGCAGCAGUUGAAUCCUAAGGACUUGAAUUUUGUGGGCUAUACGUACAAGAACUUUGAUGCUGUAAAGGCACUGCGUGAUAAUCCUGAUCUCAUGCGGAGUGCAUCCAGUGAUUCCUUAUAUGCAGGUGAGCUGAAGAUGGAAUACACAGCAAAAGCAGCAAACAAAGAAAGCGACAUACCGAUGCUGACAGCAGUUGACGACUCAAUGCUGCCGUAAUUAGCUAAUGGGAUUAGCGGCAUAACUUGUUUAUUACAAUCAAGUUGUUGCCCAUGAAAGUGAACUCCUACAGCUACUCUACAUUUGCCAUUAGCCCCUUUCCUUGAACUAAAUUCUACCAAAUCAAGAUUUGAGGGCAGUAUUGACCACUUACAUUAGGUCAGUCUGGAUUUGGUAAAAAGAACUCUGGAAAAAAAAAAAAACAUUAUAAUAUAAAGUGUACAGUAGUGUAUAAAAAAGCCCAAGUGAGGGGUGAAAUGAAACUAGCAAGCAUCUGAGAACUAGGGCUGUGUGUUAUGUUUUGCCCAGGUUGGCAAGUCAAGAACUUGUCUUCUCUUGUGGCAGUUUCUAGAUUUUUCUGGAUAUUUCUGACUAUUAUUAUUAUCUUUAUUAUUAUUGUGUGAGCUUUUGGCAGGAGAUGGUCUUUGGUAGUUGCUA